Messenger RNA from Ylistrum balloti, 582 nucleotides. Its product is annotated as dynein light chain Tctex-type 5-B-like. Gene Ontology annotation, biological process: microtubule-based movement. The record is from RefSeq and is a predicted model, not a curated record. Lineage: Eukaryota; Metazoa; Mollusca; Bivalvia; Pectinida; Pectinidae. Gene Ontology annotation, molecular function: dynein intermediate chain binding. Gene Ontology annotation, cellular component: cytoplasmic dynein complex; cytoplasm. Bases 1 to 582 code for a protein of 193 amino acids. The transcript is spliced from 2 exons.
AUGUCGGAGGUAACGAUAACAGACGACGCCUCGUCGGAUAGCAAGCGACGGACCUCGAGAGAGACCAUGUCCAAACUUAUGACGCCUAACCCAAACCGUCGAAAGUCUUCGUUUCUAAAGCUGGCACAGAGCUCACAACAGGGAAUCCAUAUCAGGCGCAUGACCAAGGCGCUGUUAGGACCAACCCAUGAGACACUGGAGGAACCUCCGGAAAGCAAACCGAAAAUUCGAUUAGAAAAUACAUACAAAAUGAAGCCGGAUGAUUGCUUCAUGCCAUUCAAAAUUCGCAAUGAGAUCUCUGCGAUACUUCAUGAAUAUCUUGCCAACGUGACCUAUGACCCGAUCGUGUGCGCUAGACUGUGUUGUGAGAUUUCAGUGGCUAUUAAGAACAAGGUGAAGAGUAUGAACACCCCGCGACACAAAGUAAUAUGUAACGUGUUUAUCAGUCAACAAACAGAAAGUGGCAUUCAAGUUGCUAGUAGGUGUCUCUGGGACGCAAGCAACGACAGUCACGCAUGCGUAACGUACAAAAACAGUUCUCUGGUAGCUAUUGGUCUGGUCCAUGGAAUAUUUUACGAGUGA